Phaeodactylum tricornutum CCAP 1055/1 is the source of this 2455-nucleotide messenger RNA. RefSeq lists its product with no specific name. The transcript has a single exon. The coding region runs from base 1 to 2442 and encodes 813 amino acids. The record is from RefSeq and is a predicted model, not a curated record. Gene Ontology annotation, molecular function: protein binding. NCBI's taxonomy places the organism in Eukaryota, Bacillariophyta, Bacillariophyceae, Surirellales, Neidiaceae.
AUGGGAUUCUUUGCCAAACUCUUUCGCCGCAAAGGCGGCAGUUCCAACAAUGACGAGAACGGGGAUCCCCGUUCCUUGCGUCGGGCACGCAAGUCCGUCAAGCCCACGGCGUUGCCGUCGUCUCCCGAAGACGACCACGGAGCCCCGGGUCCCGACGACGCACUCGUCCCCAGCAGUCCCCGCACCGCCGCCGCCACGACACCUCCCGGUCGACAUCGACCCGACGAAACGCACGGAUCGCAACGUCCGUCGACCGGCAAUCGUCACGAUCGGAUCGUCCUCGGGCCCCGUAACGCCGAGGCGUCGCCCGCUGAGUCCAACGGGAGCUCCGGAACAGGACAGCCGAUCGGGAAAUACUCCGGACCCGUGGAUCUCGACGAUACCGACGUGGAAACCGCCGACGAGUCCAACGAGCGGCUGUCCCGAGCGCAUCUGGAACAGUUCGAUCUACUGCAGGAACUCACGGGAGAAACGUACCGUAGCAGCAGCAACAACAAUAGCACCAAGCUCGACGACAACAUCAAUUUGGCGCACUUUCCAACAUUCAACAUGACGGAACCCGCGACGACACGCUUUUCCGCCGGCUCCGACACUCUCGUGGACGGCAUGGACGACGCCCGCAGUGAUGCCGAAUCGAGCACCUUUAACGUCAGUACGGACGCCGAAGAUACGGAAUACGAGUCGCUCCGCCGGAGUGGCGUCCUACCCAAGCACUUGCUCGUCAACAGGAAGGUCGCGAAUCUUUCUCUCGACGAAGACACCUCCGCCGUACAGACCGAUGGAGAAACCUCCCUCUUUCCUAAUUUGCUCACGGACGACGAAAGCAAUCUGACGGAUUCUUCCUUUAGCCCACAACGCAAGCUCGUCAAUCUCAAGAAAACUCCCGCAUCAAGUUCGCGAAUGCAGAUUGUCCCGGUCAUGUCCAAGGAAACGAGUCCGACGAGUCCCAACAGCAACAACGACAGCCACACCUCCAUGUCCUCGUCGUGGAAAAGCCCCCGCACCAACGGUGACGACGGAUUUGGGUCGAGUACGGUGGUUUCCUUUCCCAAUACCUAUUCGGGGAGUACACAGACUACCGCUAGCACGUCUCCACGUGUCUUGGACACCGCCAAAAGUGCCGACCACACGUCCGACUUUGCUGUGGAUCCGUUUGCGGAUUUUGCCGAUUUCAGUCAAGCCGAUUUCAACGGGCAACAGCAGGAAGAAACGCGGCAGAAUAAUCAGAUUUCUCCUGUGAUGAACAAGACCCCGCGACUGUUGGAAGACAGCACUUCGCUCACCGACUUGCUCAGUAAGGCAAAGUCCAAAUCGCGUUCGCGUAAAUCGGGUGACUCCGUCAAUUCGGCGCCUGCCAUGAGUUCGGCCUUGGUACGCGAUCACUACAGCUUGUCGCGUACCAAAAGCUCGAGCCGGACAACGAGCAAAUACUCGGGCACCGAAGUCCGCUCCUCACAUGAAUCCGGCGCAUCAGUUUCGGAUAUUAUCAAAAACCUCGAAGCCACACAACCCACACCAAAUUCUCGUCGCUACCGUGGGGAUGCCAUGUCGGCGCAUUCGCGGGAUGCGUCGACCUCGAUCCGGUCUACUAAGGAACGCAUACGGGCUCGUCGCCGGGGCAACUCGCGGCGAACCUCGAACGCUGAUUCCGACGAAGAUUCCGACGGAGACAAGGAUAACGACCGCUGGUUGUUCGACGAAGUCGCUGGGGCUCUGGGUCCGCGCGGCAUUGCCGCGGAUCUCGAAUCCCUCUCCGGUCGCUCCAAUCGCUCGCGUUCGUCAGGAGGCGCACGCUCACACAAGUCGCACCGUUCACAUCGAUCACGCUCCUCACGCCGUCUCCUAAAGGGUUCCGGCGAAUCGGUGGAAUCUCACGGCUCGAGGCGGUCCCGCAGUUCCCGACACUCGCGCUACUCAACCCGCUCGUACAUGUCUCAGAUGUCGGAACAAUCCCGGAGCGUCGCCAACGACUUAUUACGACUCGAAAUGCAGCUCGCUAUGGUGGGCGAAGGUUCGGCCACCGAGGACGCUGCCACAAGGCAUUCCAACGGUUCGAAUCCUCGUCGCCCCGCUCCAUCAGCCUCACCGCGCCGGCCUCUGGCCAAUACGGCGGCGCCCCGCCGAAGCAGAGUCACCGUGACGGCGCCGGCCGGAAAACUCGGCAUCAUUCUCGCCAACAGGUCCGAUGCCAAGGGAACGAUUGUCUCGGGCGUCCGGACAUCCUCGGUCCUCGUGGAAAAAGUCUCCCCCGGCGAUCGCAUCGUCGCCAUUGACGGAGAGGAUGUGUCCCUCAUGGCGGUGUCUGAGAUUACCACCAUAAUGGCACGCAAGUCCGACUUUGAACGGAGCCUGACUGUUUUAACGACCCCACGGGCCAUCAGCGCGGCCAUCGAUUCGGAAGCAGCCUCUGCAUCGUUUCAACAACGGUACAAUCGCAAUUAAUCGUGGUGGCUUU